Messenger RNA from Hibiscus syriacus, 2159 nucleotides. Its product is annotated as two-component response regulator ARR12-like. The transcript is spliced from 7 exons. Gene Ontology annotation, molecular function: DNA binding; DNA-binding transcription factor activity. Lineage: Eukaryota; Viridiplantae; Streptophyta; Magnoliopsida; Malvales; Malvaceae. The coding region runs from base 145 to 2049 and encodes 634 amino acids. Gene Ontology annotation, biological process: phosphorelay signal transduction system; cytokinin-activated signaling pathway. The record is from RefSeq and is a predicted model, not a curated record.
CAUAGUCUUUAAUCCUCUCUCUCUCUCUCUCUCUCUUAAAAGAACCCGGUGAUUAGAGCAGAGUUUACAGUCUGUUUUUUAAUAUUGUCAAAAGCACGAAACACUGUGUCUGAGAUUGAAAAAAAAAAGAAAAUUUGUGCAAAGAUGACAGUGGAGAGAAUUGUUAGUGAAACGAAGGAUCAGUUUCCCAUUGGCAUGCGAGUAUUGGCCGUUGACGAUGACCCAACUUGCCUUUUACUGCUCGAGACUCUGCUUCGUCGAUGCCAGUACCAUGUUACUACAACAAGUCAGGCUAUUACUGCAUUGAAGAUGUUGAGAGAAAACAAUAACAAGUUUGACUUGGUUAUCAGCGAUGUCCAUAUGCCCGACAUGGAUGGUUUUAAGUUACUCGAGCUUGUGGGGCUUGAGAUGGACCUGCCUGUCAUAAUGUUGUCUGCAAAUGAUGAUACGAAGCUUGUGAUGAAAGGGAUUACUCACGGAGCUUGUGAUUAUUUGCUGAAACCUGUUCGAAUCGAGGAGCUAAAAAAUAUAUGGCAGCAUGUAAUCAGGAGAAAGAAAUUUGAUAGAAAAGAUUGGAAUAAUUCUGGCAGUCAAGAUAAGCCCUGUGCCGAUAGUAGUGAGGCUGCAGGGAUAGGAAACGCUGAUAACAAUUUGAAGUUGAACAAAAAGCGGAAGGACCAGAAUGAAGAUGAGGAUGAAGACCUUGAUGAGAAUGGGAAUGACAACGACGAUCCGUCGGCCCAAAAGAAACCUCGUGUUGUUUGGUCAGUGGAAUUGCAUCGCAAAUUUGUUGCAGCGGUUAAUCAGUUGGGCAUUGAAAAGGCUGUACCGAAAAAGAUCCUAGAACUGAUGAAUGUUGAAAAGCUUACCAGAGAAAAUGUUGCCAGCCAUCUGCAGAAAUUUAGGCUUUACCUGAAAAGAAUCAGCUGUGUGGCAAAUCAGCAAGCAAAUAUGGCGGCAGCUUUAGGCACUGUGGAUUCUUCCUAUUUACGGAUGGGGUCUCUGAAUGGACUUGGGAAUUUUCAUGCCUUGGCUGGAACUGAUCAGCUUCACAAUGCAGCCUUUAGAUCUUUCCCACCUAGUGGGGUUCUUGGAAGAUUGAACACACCUGCUGGGCUAGGUAUACGAGGCCUUCCAUCUCCAGGAACUAUUCAAUUAAGUCAUGUGCAAAACUCGGGUCAUUCGAGUAACGAUCAGAGCAAGAUGCAAUCUUUCGUUCCUGGAAACCAUAAUACGAACAUCCUACAAGGUAUGCCAAUGUCACUAGAACUUGAUCAACUACAAAAUAACAAGGGUGAUAGCCGCAUCGGAGAGCUGCCAACUGUCAAUAGUACAGCUGUUUUCCCUGUUUCUGGCAGUUUAAUAGAUUCACAAAUAGCUGGAUUCUCCAAUAAUCCACUUCUUGGUGUUAAAAGCAACUCCUUGAUGUUAGAAGGAAGCUCUCAGCAAGCCACUUUGCAUGCUUGUAAUUUGAGAGAUGGAGUUUCCGCAAUAGGCUUCCAAAAUGGGAAUACUUUAUCCGACUUUGCUUCCAUUGAUCCCGUUUCCAGUCGAUUGCGGGAUUCAAAAGCAGAUUUACAAGGACAAGCAGCCCCAAUCAACUGUAAUGCAGGGCCCAUGAUCAGAAGUGUUCCUCAAGAAUGGAAAGCCCCCAGAAAAGAUGCCCUCUACCAGUCACAUCUUAUGUCUUGUUCAGUGAACUCUUCAAUCCCUGUUAAUGGUGCUAUGGUUCAGUUGGACCAGUGCUUGGACCGAAAUAAUUCAAUUUUCCACAGAACUAUGGAUUCGGGUUCUAUGGGACCAUUGAAUUUUUUUUAUCCUUUAUCCAUCAAGCAUAGUAAAGGUCUCAACUCAGCUAUGGAGCCAUCAGUUACCGAAAAAGAAGGAUAUUUUACGUACCAACUAAGACCACAGGGGAAUCACAUUCCUGAUAACAUUGGCUCAUUGGAAGAUCUGGCGAGUGCAAUGAUGAAAUCGGACCAAGAUAAACGGAAAUCGAUGGACGGUAAUUUCAAACACGAUAAUUAUUCUCGCAGGACUUGCAUGUGAAGAUUAGAAUGUAGCGUACUAGCAGCAAAAGAAGGAUCUGCUUUACAAGCAUUUGGUCCUCUUGAUAGUUUUGCCCUCGAUUUAAACUCGUAUUUCUGCCAUUUUCAACC